Molecule: messenger RNA, 967 nt
Organism: Sesamum indicum (sesame)
Lineage: Eukaryota; Viridiplantae; Streptophyta; Magnoliopsida; Lamiales; Pedaliaceae
Product: proline-rich family protein
Source: RefSeq, a predicted model, not a curated record
UUAAAAAAGAAAAGAAAUCUCAACUCUUCUUCACUUCUUCUAACUUGUCAAAUUCAUAUACUCUCUCCAAUCCCAAGUCUUCCAACUCAUCUUCUCUUCUCCCCAUUUAAUUAUCACCCUCAUCUCUCUCACUCAACUCUUCCCCCCCAACAAUGGCUUCUCUUAUUCAUACACUUCCCCUCACCCUUUUCUUCGCUCUCCUCCUCUUCCCACAUCCCAUUUUCUCCCAGGAUUCGCCCCAAUCUUCCCCCUCUCCAUCGCCUGGAGACAUUUCCCUGCCUCCCUCGCCUUCCCCUGCCUUCCCCGUUUCUCCUCCCGCCCCUCCUCCCUCAGAUCUCGCUCCUAACCCCCCCUCUCCUGUCCCAUUCCCUGGGGAUGAUGACGACGAUGUUCCCUACGAGCAGAAAAAUAUUCCGACUCCCGCGCCUGCUCCGGUUGUGGUUGGAGAUUUCCGCCACGAGGAUCAGUCAAAUGCUGGUGAUUUGGACGCUAAGGGUGACUCCUCCGGCGGAAUGAGCGGAGGGAAAAAGGCUGGUGUUGCGAUUGGAGUGAUCUCCGCAGCGUGCAUUGUGGGGCUCGGCGCGCUGGUGUACAAGAAGAGGCAGCAGAAUAUCCGCCGUGCGCAGUAUGGGUCCGCCGCCAGGAGAGAGUUUCUGUAGAAGCACAAGUAUAUAUGGCAAAAGACGAAAAAAUUAUACUAUUAUACUAGAGUACUACCGACAGAGUGGUUGAUUUGUUAUUUGGUUACUGUUCUCUUAGAUCCAUUGUUAGAUUUUGGUGGAACAGUGGAGGUGAGUUGAUCUGCUUGAUUCCUUACUGCGCAUCAAUAAGGAUUCUGUUGCUUCAUUGUGCUACAAGUAGAGCAAUAAUUCUCGUACAUUUAAUUCUUGGAUUUUGUUCUAAUAAUUGAUUCAUGCGUUUAUACUGAUUGAAUAUUUAAUAACCACACUUGUUAUUGCUGAUUGUA